This is a messenger RNA of Ixodes scapularis (black-legged tick), 4354 nucleotides long. It is a transcript of the gene Pex5, whose product is annotated as peroxisomal targeting signal 1 receptor. The transcript has 15 exons. Gene Ontology annotation, molecular function: protein binding. Gene Ontology annotation, cellular component: peroxisomal membrane; cytosol. The record is from RefSeq and is a predicted model, not a curated record. Bases 514 to 2385 code for a protein of 623 amino acids. Lineage: Eukaryota; Metazoa; Arthropoda; Arachnida; Ixodida; Ixodidae. Gene Ontology annotation, biological process: protein import into peroxisome matrix, docking.
CUGUUUGGCUGCGUUCGAGGGUACGCGAGCAGGUGAUGAGCGAAAUGAGCGAUCAGCCGUAGCGAUGUGAUGUGGUGGAUGAACAUGACUAUUUACAAAAAAACAAUCAAGAACGGAGCACUGGGCACUCAUCAGCGCUUGUACGGUAACUGUAAAUUGGAUUAACGUAUGUAUCACUGCCAGUGCUUUCUGCGUAACGAAGCCCAGCUUCGGGGCAUAAUUGCUCACGGGACCACUUAUUGAGCGACAAUCAGCAACUCUUUAAUUAAUCAACCCUUUAAAAAAUUCAAUCCACGUAAAUUAGCGACUCGCAUUGUCACGAGCGUACUCGUUAAUCUCACACUCACGGUUCAAUCAGAUUGAAACCUGACUUAGGAAUGAGAUUCGGGGCGAGUUCCAAAUUCUGGUAGCAGGCGAAUUUUGCGACUUGAAGGAAGUCGUCGCAGUAGCAAGUGCAGCGUUCACUUCGAGGUUCUCAAUUUGCUUUAGCUUUUUUUUUAUUCGGGGAGUAAUAUGUCUCUGCGCGAUCUGGUUGAGGCCCAGUGCGGCGCCCCGAACGCGCUUGUGAAACUCACGGGUCACGUCAGCCAAGACAGAGCGCUACAGCAGGAAGGACUCAUCCGAGAAAGACACGGUCGUCCACUCUCGGCACAAGCUGGCACUUCUGCAGAGCUUGUCGACGAGUUUCUGGCCGAGAGACAUGGGCCCGGCCUUCGGCAGAGGAUGGCGCCUCAGACUUUCCACAUGGCCGCCCUGCUCCAAGAGAUGCAGGACAUCGAGAAAGUCUACCAGGGCAUGCCCCAGCCAGUUGCCGGGGGCCUGGGCACGUCCAAGGAGUGGGCCAGGGAGUUCCUGCCUCCCUCAGAAGCCCCGAAGCCGGCGCAUCCUGUGGCUGCCACAGCCGCAGACUGGUCGCAGGAAUUUGCGGCAAACCGGGGGACGGUUGGAGUGUCUUCGGUCAAGUGGGCCGAGGAGUAUCUCGUGGACAGCGAGGACCUUGCCGGUCGUGCAUGGACCGAGGCAGCGGAAGGAAACAAAAGCUUAUCCGAGGUCGCAGGGGAGCUCCUCAAAGGCGUCAACGACGACGUCAUGAUGGAAACGGAGUUCAUGCAGUUCGUGAAGGAGCUAAGCCAAGGCAGCGCGGGCUUAGACGAGCCAGUGUCGGCUCAAGCUGAAGACUUUACUCGAGAAUUCGUUGAGGCCCAGCAGCAGCGGAGGCAGCAGCAGCAAGCGCAGGACGCCGCAUCUGCAAGUGCGGCUGCAGCAACUGCAAAUCAGUGGGUGGACGGAUUCCUGUCCCAGGACAAAGAAAAGGGCAGUGAUGCUGACUUCUGGGAGAAUCUCCAGAAAGAAUGGGACCAAAUGGCAAGCAGAGAAACCCCCAGUUCACACCCGUGGCUCUCUGAGUACGAGAACCUCUCGGAGCCUUAUCGCGAGUACAAAUUUGCGGAGGACAAUCCCCUGGAAGACGUGGAAAAUCCCUUUGAGGAAGGGCUUAAAAAGCUGCAGGAAAAUGACAUUCCAAGCGCUGUGCUGCUCUUCGAAGCGGCGGUGCAGAAGAACCCGCAGCACGUGGAGGCUUGGCAGUACCUUGGAACGACUCAGGCAGAAAACGAGCAAGACCCAGCUGCGAUUGCUGCCCUGAGAAAGUCCCUGGAGCUGAACCCCCAGAACCUGCCAGCGCUGAUGGCCGUGGCCGUGAGCUACACCAAUGAGUCGCUGCAGACCCAGGCCUGCGACUCCCUGCUGCAGUGGCUCAAGAACCACCCCCGCUACCAGGCACUCGUGGCCGAGGGGGCCGGCGCCGCUUCGGAGCCCACUGCCUUUCCGCUCUCCUCCAUCAUGUCCAACGAGCAGCACGGCCGGACGCGGGACCUGUUCAUUGCGGCGGCGCGCCUCUCGCCGAGCGACCCGGACCCGGACGUGCAGAGCGGUCUGGGCGUCCUUUUCAACUUGUCCGGAGAAUAUGACAAGGCUGCAGACUGCUUCAGGGCUGCCCUGACCGUGCGACCAAACGACAGCCUGCUGUGGAACAGACUGGGUGCCACGCUUGCCAACGGAAGCAGGUCCGAGGAGGCGGUGGACGCUUACCGGCAAGCGCUCCAGCUCUCGCCAGGCUUCAUACGGUCCCGCUUCAACCUCGGCAUCAGCUGCAUCAACCUGGGCUCCUACAGGGAAGCCGCCGAGCACUUCCUGACGGCGCUGAACAUGCAGAGCGCGGGGAGGGGUCCCCUGGGCAGGCAGCAGCCCAACACAUCCGUGUCGGAGAACAUCUGGUCCACCCUGCGGAUGGUGUUCACCCUCCUCAACCGGCCGGACCUGUACAAGGUGGCUGACCGCAGGGACCUGUCCUUCCUCAACCGGGAGUUCCAGAUGGAGUCCUGACUUAACCCUGGCGUCGUGCUGUGCGAGUGCUUCCGCCAUGUCGGACCCGUUUCGCGCCCGUGCGUCGUGCGCAGGAACUGAUGCGGCCGAAAUCCAGCGGCUUCCCAGAGUACAAUCACAUUUGCGGACGAACGGAUUGUUUGCUUCUUUCGCAGGAACAAAAACUUCCGGGGUCUCGCACGACGCCAGAAGAUCAACGCCUCCUAGAUGGGGCUGUAGUGCUGAACUUUCGGCAUCACCCGCAGUGAUUGAAGACAGGUGUUGAGGCAGCGUUUGGCUGGAGCUCGUAUUUUCACCGAUUGAACCUUGGCCAACCGCCUCGAUCAGCCGAGGCGAUCGGCCGAUGCCGCGCCCUGUGUCGAUCCCUUUUAGGUGACACCAAAAAUUCAGCACUACGACUUUGUUAUCUCGGUGUCGGCCUAAUUUCGAAGCCCAAAACAAUAAGUUGCGAAACUUGUAUAAACUUUUUUUAUACGCCAUUCACCAAUCUCUGUUCAACCUGAGAAAAGCUGGCAAAGCUUAGAAUGUGGCAACUUCGGAAGGUAGCCCCUACUGCACGCGUGUUUCGUGUGACGAGAGCAUAUGUGAGAGCUACGAGCUCGCUUUCCUAGCUUUCGCUCGUCGGAAAGAAAGGGCCAACGAAGUAUGGAAGCUGAGGAAAAUAAAGAAAAGAAUGAGAAUAAAGCUUCUAAAGCAAGCCGGUUCAUCGCCCAUCGGAUACACAAAGUGUCUGGAAAAUGUUUUGAAGCACCAAAAAUGAAAAAAAAAAAAAAGGCUAUGUCGUCGUCUUGCGUGCGUACUUGCCUGUAUGAACUGCAAUACAACAAGCGCACAAAGAAUGCAGCUCUCUUUCCUUACCCUUGUCUGCAACAUCGUUAAAAGAAUGCAAGAUGCAUGGUUCAUGAUAUUAUUUGUAUAAAAUUUUUGGACCCAUGCUUGAGCUGUAUAUAUUUUUGUAACGAGUCGGGAUAGCCCUAGGUCUUCAGGAGUGUGUGGAGGUUUCUGUUCUCAAUGAAGGUAUGAUUUUUCCACUGUAGAAACAAAAAUUUCUCUCCCUUUUUAGAACCAGACAUAUGGAAAUAAGAUUUGGAUGCCAAAAUUGAUUGCAACUGCCAUGUCACAUUUUACACUCGUAUACCAAGUAUGGAUGGUGGGAAUUCUACAUUUAGCCUUGUAGUCAGUACCGCCUGUGUUGUAAGAAAGCAGGAAGAAAAAUCGUGAAUGAAAAUCAAAAUUGUGGAAAUCGAUGAAACAUCAUGUUAAAAAAAUGCAUGAAUAAAAAGUGUGUCACCGUGGCAUACUCCCGCAUUAGCGCAUCAGGAGAGCCCCUGAAGGCCCUACCUGAUUUUGACUUUACUGAUGACACAGCACUAAUUUUAUGCAAUAUCUGUGCUGACACAGUAUUGGUGUAGGAUAUAGCAGAGGCAAGGUGUUAGUGGUGCAGUAUCAUGAUCGGGCUUUUGCUAAACAUUUGGAACACCAGGGAACAUGCUGGAAUUGUAGGUGUGCUUGCUGCGCAUGCUCCACCCGUCUGUAGAAAAGAAAGUUGCCUUUGCCUUAGAAAAUAAGGCAAAGGCACUGCUGUCUACCUCUGCAAACUUGCCUAAAGGAAGUCACUGUUGCAACCAUCACACGUAACUACAAACCCAGCAUGCUCCUUGUCGUUUAGCUAAAGGUCUAUUGUACUCAACACAAUGCGAGGAUGUGCCCCAGUGCUUGUGACUCUGGUAAUCUAUUCUCGUUUGAGAAAAUGUUCGAUGAAGAGCGCAGAGGACAUCUACAUACUCCACGUCACAACCAUCUGCAGCACAGCUAAAAGAGAGGCAUGAACUCAUGGCUUUGAAAAUGUCUCCUAUGUGCAAAUUCUUGCAUGAACAAAGCAUUCUGCUGAGGUAGGCUCACGUGGCUGCCUUUGUCUGCAUCGUAGACAUUUGCAAAAUGGAGUAUAAACAUUGUACUAGUCCCAAAA